CUCUUAUCGUCAACCUCUGUCAACUGAUACCAAUAUUUCCCAUUACACUAUGAAGCUAACUGGAACAACAAGAAGCUAAAUUCAAAAAUGGACUUAUUAAUACCAAAAUUCACAGAAUUGCCACCACCAGAUAAUAUGCUCUCAUCUUCCUUUUCAAUUAAACCUUCAUUUUUUCUCAUCAUUAAACCCUUAUCAUCACUUCGUCGCUGCAAAAUCACUCCUUGCAAUAUCAGUCUCAACAACAACAACGAUUACCGUAAACAACAACGUAACCGAAAUUACAAUUCUACCCCUGUUAAAUCAAAGAAUUCCAAUUCUAAUUGGUUAAACAAAUGGCCAAACACACCUCCUCCAGUAGAACAUUCGAGAAAGGUUGAUUCGGAAACACGAACUAGAUAUUUUGAUGAAGACACUAGAGUAGGGACUACUGCUAUUGAUAGGAUUGUAUUGAGGUUAAGAAACUUAGGUUUAGGUUCUGAUGAUGAAGAAGAAGAAGAGGAGGACGAAAAAGAAGAAAAAAUGAAUUUUGAAAACAGCGAAGAAGAGAAAUUAGGUGAUUUAUUGAAGAGAGAUUGGGUACGACCGGAUAUGAUAUUAGAAGAGAGUGAUGAUGAAGGAGAUAAUAGUGCAUUGUUACCGUGGGAGCGGAAUGUGGAGGAUGAUGAGGUGGUGGAGGAACAAAAGGGAGGGAAGAGGAGAGCGGUUAAGGCACCGACGUUGGCUGAAUUGACGAUAGAGGAUGAGGAAUUGAGGAGAUUGAGGAGGAAUGGUAUGACGUUGAGAGAAAGGAUUAAUGUACCUAAAGCUGGGGUUACUGGAGCUGUGUUGGAAAAGAUUCAUUAUUCGUGGAGGAAGAAUGAGCUUGUUAGGCUUAAGUUUCAUGAGGUUUUGGCUAAUGAUAUGAGGACCGGACACGAGAUUGUAGAGCGUCGGACAGGAGGGCUUGUGAUAUGGAGGGCUGGGAGUGUGAUGGUGGUGUAUCGAGGAAGUAACUAUGAGGGGCCUUCUUCAAGGUCUCAAUCUGUGAAUGAGGAAGGCAAUGCUCUCUUUGUUCCUGAUGUUUCAUCUGACAAAUCUAUUGCAAAAGACAACAAAAGCUUUAAUCCAGUUAUUGAAAAUCUAAACCAACUUCAUCCUAAUCGUGUCCGAAGCAUGACUGAGGAGGAAGCAGAAUUCAAUAGGGUACUUGAUGGUUUAGGCCCACGUUUUGAGGAUUGGUGGGGUACGGGAGUACUUCCUGUUGAUGCCGAUUUGCUCCCUCAGACAAUUCCUGGCUAUAAAACACCUUUCCGACUUCUUCCUACUGGAAUGAGAUCACGCCUAACAAAUGCAGAAAUGACUAAUUUGCGGAAAAUUGCUAAAUCACUUCCUUGUCAUUUUGCUCUUGGGAGAAAUAGAAAUCACCAAGGGCUGGCUGCUGCUAUAAUCAAGCUGUGGGAGAAAAGCUUAGUUGUGAAAAUUGCAGUCAAACGUGGAAUUCAGAACACAAACAACAAGCUGAUGGCAGAAGAGUUAAAGAUGUUAACAGGGGGAGUCCUACUUCUGAGAAACAAAUAUUACAUAAUCUUUUAUCGAGGAAAGGAUUUUGUCCCACCUACUGUUGCGGCUGCUUUAUCCGAAAGGCAAGAGUUGACAAAACAGAUCCAAGAUGUCGAAGAGCAAAUGCGGAGCGGGCCUGCUGAAGUGGCACCAUUGUCCACAGAUGGACAGGCUGUUGCCGGUACUUUAGCGGAAUUUUAUGAGGCUCAGGCUCGGUGGGGGAGAGAAAUAUCUGCUGAAGAACGUGAGAGAAUGUUGAAAGAAGCAGCUAUGGUUCAGACGGCCAGAGUAGUCAAGCGGCUUGAACAUAAAUUUGAGAUUUCCCAGACUAAGAAGCUUAAAGCAGAGAAAAUUUUAGCUAAGAUUGUGGAAUCCUGGAUUCCUGCUGGUCCUUCUGAUGACCUGGAAACAAUAACAGAGGAGGAAAGGGUCAUGUUCCGUAGAGUUGGAUUAAGAAUGAAGUCAUACCUGCCACUUGGUAUCCGUGGUGUCUUUGAUGGUGUUAUUGAGAACAUGCAUCUGCAUUGGAAACACAGAGAACUUGUAAAGUUAAUAUCAAAAGAAAAGCAACUUGCUUUUGUUGAAGAAACAGCUAGACUUUUGGAAUAUGAAAGUGGUGGGAUUUUAGUGUCAAUAGAUAGAGUGCCAAAAGGUUAUGCGCUUAUUUUCUACCGUGGGAAAAAUUAUAGGCGGCCUAUCAGCCUCAGGCCAAGGAACCUUCUGACAAAAGCAAAAGCACUAAAACGUAGAGUGGCGCUGCAGCGUUACGAGGCUCUCAGUCAGCAUAUAUCCGAGCUGGAGACGUCGAUAGAGCAAACGAAAAGGCAAAUUGGUGAUUUUGGUAACACGGAUAUUAAAUCUAGCAAUCUGGAGGUGCUUGAUCAGUUCAAUCAUGUCUCAGAAUUCCAAAGGGAAGAUGAAGCGUCAUUGUUAGAGUCUGAUAGUGACGAGGAUGAAGAUCCUGAAUGGGAAAAUGAUGAUGAUUCAGAAUACUCCAGUCUCGAGGACAAUGAAACAGGAUAACAACACUUUAUGGCUAAUUACGAACAAUUGCAUUGUAUCAUGGCCGUAGUCCUAUUGAGCCACUACAGUCAUCUUUCUGAGGUUUUGGAUCAUAAUUUGAGGUGAAUGAAUCUCUCGAUUACUUGCUUAUGGCCAUUGAUGGAGCCUUUGAAUCACUGGUCGACUCAAAUUGUGGAAGGGCUUUCACGUCGUGCUCAUCGAAGCUCAUUUUUUCCCAG
Lycium ferocissimum is the source of this 2780-nucleotide messenger RNA. RefSeq names its product CRM-domain containing factor CFM3, chloroplastic/mitochondrial. Gene Ontology annotation, molecular function: mRNA binding. The record is from RefSeq and is a predicted model, not a curated record. NCBI's taxonomy places the organism in Eukaryota, Viridiplantae, Streptophyta, Magnoliopsida, Solanales, Solanaceae. The transcript has 10 exons. Bases 88 to 2562 code for a protein of 824 amino acids. Gene Ontology annotation, biological process: RNA splicing, via transesterification reactions.